Molecule: messenger RNA, 907 nt
Organism: Linum tenue
Lineage: Eukaryota; Viridiplantae; Streptophyta; Magnoliopsida; Malpighiales; Linaceae
Source: the annotation of a GenBank genome assembly
GGGAAUAGGGUAUUUGAUUACAUGGAAAGUUGAUAACCAUUGCUCUUUUCCUCCAUGCUUUAAAUUAAUUAUACAUUUUUUUAGAGUAUUAAAUUAAUUAGAUUAUUAUCAUGAGCCAUUCACCAAAAAAGGAAAGGCAACGUAACAGGAUCAAGCUUGAUGACUCGUUCAACGCUUCAUCCCCCACCAUAUGUCCCCAAGCAUCAUCAUCAUUCAUUUUCACUAUAAAAGAUCAAACCUGCUUGCUCGCCUGUUUUUCACUCAAAACAACCAAGAUUGCUGACCAUCAUCAGAAAACGAGACACCAUAGAAGAAAUAGAAACAAAUUACAAGCAGCAGCUCGCAAGUAAGCCAAGAUGCAGGCUGUCAAGGAGAAGAUCCAAGAUAUGAAGGACAUGCGCAAGGCCAAGGCUGAAGCCAAGGCCGAGGAGAAGGCGGAGCAGGAGGUGGCGAAAGCUAGGAUGGAGGUGGCGAAAGAGGUUCGAUUGGCGAGGGAGGCACAAGCAGAAAUGCAGCUCCAUGUCGCCAAAGCCGGGGAAAAGGCUGUGACACAGACUCCUGUGGAUGCUACCGCUGCUGCAGGCACCACCACAACCACCAGUACCACCACCACCACCGAGAAGGCAACAUAAUAGUAAUGAUAUAAAUCUCUUAAUCCAAUAUUAAUAUCGUUUCUUAUGUAAUCUUUGAUCUACUUAUGUGUAUGUAGUGAGUGGUGUAAGAGGAUACACAUAAUUAAUUAAACACUAAAUACAAUUAUGGUUUCUUCUUUCUAUCAUCUAGUUCUAGUUCUGGUGUCAUAUAAAACUCAAAACUGUGCAAUGCAUACAGAUGUAGCAAGUAUUGUGCAUGACAAAAUGAGUUGAAAUGCCAUCAGUUACCGUACAUAUAAUGUGCCCCCAUCAUG